Messenger RNA from Dentiscutata erythropus, 2445 nucleotides. Lineage: Eukaryota; Fungi; Glomeromycota; Glomeromycetes; Diversisporales; Gigasporaceae. The record is from the annotation of a GenBank genome assembly.
AUGACUACACCUAAUUAUAUUAUAAGAGUUUAUGUUAUUCAAGCCAGAAAUCUUGCCAUUAAAGAUAAAAAUGGCUUUUCGGAUCCUUAUAUUACUGUGAAUAUUGGUGAUGAAUCAUUUAAUACUCAUGUUAUGUAUAAAAAUUUGAAUCCUAUUUGGAAUGCGUCAUUUGAGUAUAAGGUUAAUCCUGCACAUCCACCAUCCGAAAUUCAUUUCACAUGUUGGGAUAGAGACCUUUUUGGACGGGAUUAUAUGGGGGAGAUAUCUAUUCCAUUGGAUAAAUUUUGUGAAGGAGGUCACAUUGGCUUUACUGACCCAUCUAAUACGCGUCAUUGGUAUCCAUUGCUUUCUAUGCGUAAAAAAGAAAAUGUAUCUGGAGAAGUCUUAAUCAAGGUUGGAUUUGUUGAUAAUGAUAAUGAAUUCUUAGAUCCCAGAGAAUGGGUCUCAAUUUGGAAGCAAAUGCAUAAUUUAAAAGUCAAUGAAUCUUCAAACCCUUCAUCUAAUGCUACAUCUACUGUGGGGGAAGUGAAAGUUAAACCCGAAAGACAAUAUAGUUAUUCGCAAGCAAAUGACGUCAUCGGUUUAACUUUUCUUGAAAUUGUAGGUGCAAAAGAUCUUCCUGCUGUAAAGAAUGUGACCGGCUUCGAUUUUGAUAUGGAUCCUUUUGUUGUUGUUUCAUUUUCCAAACAUACAUUUCGUACACCUGUAAUUAAUCAUAAUUUAAAUCCAGUAUGGAAUGAAAAGUUGCACUUUCCAGUGAAAAGAAAUGAGUUAGAAAGCUUUGUAAUUAAAUUCAGUGUUUAUGAUUGGGAUAAAUUUUCUAAUAAUGAUUAUGUAGCUUAUCAAACUAUUCCAAUCAAGCGGUUGUAUGACUUUGCACAAAAAAAUGCACAAGAACAUAAUAAUAUAAAAGCGCAAAACAUUGGAGAUGGAAUGGAGGAAGAAGAAAUUUCUCUAGAGCUUCUUGACAAACAAUGGGUCGAUAAACAUAAACCAAAACUUAGUGUUCGCUUAAAAUAUGUACCUUACGAACAAUUAAGAAUUCAAUUUUGGCAUACUUUAGUAAAGUUUUAUGAUUCAGAUGAAAAUGGAGUAAUGAAUUUCGUGGAAGUUGAAACUAUGUUAAAUAGUUUAGGAUCUUCAUUGACAAAUAAAACGAUAUCAAGUUUUUUUACACGUUUUAAUAAAGAUCCAGAAAGAGGAGAAUUAGAAUUUUCGGAGCUUACUAAUUGCUUGGAAGAUUGGUUAAGUGAUGCCUCUAGACGUAGUUCUGAUAGUUUUGGAGAAGAAUCCGAAAAUGAACAUUUAAUCUUUAUGAAAGAAUGUCCAAUUUGUCAUAGACCGGACCUCACACAUUUAAGUGAAGCGGAUAUUGUAACUCAUGUGGCCAUUUGUGCAAGCAAUGAUUGGACUGAAGUUAAUAAAAUUGUCACGGGAGAUUUUAUUACUGAAUCGCAAGCACAAAGAAAAUGGUUAGCUAAAGUUAUCACAAAAGUUGGUUAUGGUAGUUUUAGAAUUGGUGCUAAUAAUGCAGUUAUUCUUUCAAAAAAUCGUUUAACUGGACUAGUAGAGGAAGAAAAAAUGGCAGCUUAUGUCCGUUUGGGUAUUCGCCUCUUGUAUAGGGAUAAACAAAGAGUUGAAUCUAAAACCACAAAAAAUCUCUUGAAAAAACUUACCGACCAACAAGGCAAAAAAUUUGAUAAGCCAACAUCAGCAGAAGAGAUUAGACCUUUUAUUGAAUUCCAUGGGUUAAAUACAGAAGAAAUCCUUGAACCAAUUGAAUCAUUCAAAAACUUUAAUGAAUUCUUUUAUCGUAAGUUGAAGCCAGAAGCCAGGACAUGUGAUUCACCAAACGAUCCACACGUUUUAGUUAGUCCGGCAGAUUGUCGUAUGAUGGCUUUUCCUACAAUAGAUAAAGCUACAGAAGUUUGGAUUAAAGGAGAAACCUUUACAAUUUCCAGACUACUCGGUAAUGAAGCAAUGAGUAAAGAAUUUGAAGGUGGUAGUUUAGGGAUUUUCCGAUUAGCACCACAGGAUUAUCAUAGAUUCCACAUUCCAGUAGAAGGUACAUUAAGUGAACCGCAUGAAAUCUCAGGGGAUUACUAUACAGUCAAUCCAAUGGCAAUUCGUUCACAUCUUGACGUAUAUUGUUUAAAUAAACGCGCCGUGUCAUACAUUGAUUCACCCCAAUUUGGCAAAGUUGCAUAUGUAGCAAUCGGUGCUAUGAUGGUCGGUUCAAUUGUACUCACGAGCAAACCCAAAACAACUGUAAAAAGAGUUGAAGAACAUGGUUAUUUUGCUUUCGGUGGAAGUACUAUAGUACUUUUAUUCCAAAAAGGAAGAAUGCUGUUUGAUGAAGAUAUCUUGGUUAAUUCUAAAGAACCUUUAGAAACAUUGGUUAAGGUUGGAAUGCAUGUCGGAAGAGCUACAAUUCAUUAUAAAUAA